Schistosoma curassoni is the source of this 2055-nucleotide messenger RNA. NCBI's taxonomy places the organism in Eukaryota, Metazoa, Platyhelminthes, Trematoda, Strigeidida, Schistosomatidae. The record is from the annotation of a GenBank genome assembly.
CCUAAGUGAGGGAGUUUCGACAUUUUCUAGGUCACUUUGAUAUUUGUUAACAGUUGUAAAUGACGAAUUGAAUGUCCUCUAGUUUAAAGUUAUGCAGAAUGCUCACUUCAUAGUUAGUCGUGCCAUAUUAAGUUCUACUAAGGACACAUUUCGACGUUGCUUUAACUUGUCUACCAAACAUUUAUUUACUACGCCUUACUUGGUCCAUAAAAUCAGGAUAUCACGUCACACUCGCAUUGAUUUAUUCAACAGGAAUUUUAGCUCUUCAGGUCCCAAGAGUAUUACUGAUUCUCCAGUUGAGAAGAUCAAUGCUAAAGUGGUUCCAAAAAUUAAAACAAGCUUUUCUUAUGAUGAUUCUGUCAAGUCUGUGAAGUAUAUCACACCACUUAGAGCAUUACGCGAAUAUAUGCUUACAAAACAUGAUUUAGAUCAGUUACCACGUUAUUACAGCCGAAGUCCGUAUGGCAAUGAAACUAAAACUCUUGUUUUCCUCCGAUCAGAUGUAGAGCAAAUGGCUUACGCAAAGCACGGAGGCCAUGAUGAUUUUGAGUUACGACGGAAACUCAUGAAGGAUAUGGAGCGAAGAACCAAAACAGAAAUCUUCAAUUUAAGGAAGGCCUUAAAAUACCUUCAAAACUCAGCAGAAGCCAAGGCGACUGGGACUUCGGUUUUUAUGGAUAAACGGAAAAGUUUGUUUACGUCGGGCCCUGGUCGUGUUGUUCUUUUCGCAAUAGCAAUAAAUGGUCUCAACGUCGCUGCCAAAGCCUUCGGUUGGUGGUAUACUGGUUCUAAAAGCAUGUUUUCUGAGUUGAUGCAUUCGCUUGCGGAUACGAUGAAUCAGGUUCUCGUUGCUUAUGGUCUAUAUUCAUCACUUCAGAAACCAGAUGAAACGCAUCCGUACGGUUAUAUUCCAAUGCGUAAUGUAUCAUCGUUGAUAAGUGGUGUUGCCAUUUUUUUCCUGGGAGCUGGUCUUACAUUUUAUCAUAGUGUCCAGGGCAUUUUGGCGCCUCACGAAUUUGAAUCUGUUAAUCUGGCUUUGAUGGUCAUGCUAGGUUCGCUUUUAUCCGAAGGAAGCACCUUGGCGUUGGCUUAUCGCGAAGCUAAAAGAAGUUCAAAACGUCAAAACUUCUAUUCUGUUAGACAUUGGUUGUUUUCCGGAGUUGAUCCAAGUACUAGUAUGGUUUUAUUAGAAGAUUUGGCUGCUGUCAUUGGUGUUGUUGUGGCAGGGUCAGCUAUGGCUGUAACUGCUUUCACUGGACAUGUUUUACCUGAUGCGAUUGGAGGGAUUUGUGUUAGUGCAAUUCUCGCUACAGUGGCUGGUCUGAUCAUACAUACGAAUACUGAAAUGUUAAUAGGAAGAGCUAUUCCGGUUGAAAAUCAAGAGGCAAUUAUGCGUGUGAUGGAUAACAUAAAAAUUAUUCGCGGGACAUACGACAUAAAAACAACUAUGAUUGGUGGUGAAGAAAUACGAUUCAAAGCAGAAGUUGAUAUUGAUGGUCGAGAACUUACUAAACGUUACCUAGAAACUUUAUCAUUAGACGAUCUUCUUCAGGAGGUGAAAAAUGUCAAAACUGAACAGCAACUGGCUCAUUUUAUGUUGAAACAUGGUGAUAAUUUAGUGAACACACUAGGCGCAGAAAUUAAUAAAAUUGAAGAGAAAAUUAAGGUAAUACACCUUUUUAUUCAGUUUUCUAUAAUUUGAAGCAACCUUCGUCAGUGACUGACGUCAGAUAGUGAACCGUUAAAAACCAUAAUGGGCUAUUUCUGUUAGGUUUGUUACUUACCACAAAGAACCCCAUCCAGUAUCUAGACUUGGAUCGUCGUUAUAAAGUAUAAGGAAUUCCCCAAUGUAACUCAUAUCGACAUUGAGAUUAACUAAAUACUGGAUUUCCGAUUUAUUAUCACUAUUCAUUUCGCGGACUUCCCUUGCUGCAUAUUCCUGGCUUUUCUGUGAUUUGAGAUCCAUAUCGCACUGUGUAUAGUAAUAUAAAAUAUAUGUACACAAAAACAAAUUUAGUAAACAUUUUUGCUACGUAUUAAAAUUCUUUUCCGGAA